AGCUGCCCUCAUCGCUCCUGAACUGAACAAAACCUCAAAUGCAACUACCAACUCCGCCAUAAUCUUCAUGGUCGAGUUCGAUAACGGAAACAAGGAAUCUGGGAUUCGAUAUGACAACGUCAACUUCACCGUCGGUGUUUUUCUUGAUCGGAAUAUCACCAGCCCGAUUGGGAGCUCCAUCAUUGCCGGGUUCUAUCAGGGGCGCAAGAAGAACGCGAAGAAGUGGAGCUCCGUUGAAACACAUUCCGGGGCACUUAACGGGACGGCGAAGGUGGACGGGAAAACAUACUUCCGGGUGAAUUUCACGACGUCGGUGAAGUACAAAAUCAUGUUCUUUUACACCGCGCGACACAGAUUAUGGGGAGGAGCUAAUGUCGCCGUUAAUGAUGCCGGCUUGAAAGAUGAGAAAGAUGAUAUCAGACUUGGACACUCUCUUCAAGUGAUCGAGUCCGGCGCAACCCCGCUCACUACCGGAUGCUAUUAUAUGCUUCUGGUUUUGGGUCUUGUUGCCCGUUUUGUACUUCCAGGUUUGUCUCUCUAAGCAUUGGUGUUUUUUGUUUUUCUUGUUUUUUUAUUUUUUUUUGGUAUGAACAUUUCGAGCUAAUUAUCAUGCGUGCUAGGACAUCUCACAUAAGGUUGUAUUUGGAU
Messenger RNA from Neltuma alba, 648 nucleotides. RefSeq names its product protein NDR1-like. The coding region runs from base 68 to 541 and encodes 157 amino acids. NCBI's taxonomy places the organism in Eukaryota, Viridiplantae, Streptophyta, Magnoliopsida, Fabales, Fabaceae. The transcript has 2 exons. The record is from RefSeq and is a predicted model, not a curated record.